Solea solea (common sole) is the source of this 1562-nucleotide messenger RNA. It is a transcript of the gene tmem19, whose product is annotated as transmembrane protein 19. Gene Ontology annotation, cellular component: membrane. The transcript is spliced from 8 exons. The coding region runs from base 244 to 1257 and encodes 337 amino acids. The record is from RefSeq and is a predicted model, not a curated record. Lineage: Eukaryota; Metazoa; Chordata; Actinopteri; Pleuronectiformes; Soleidae.
CCGUCGGUGAAACGCGUCAUUUGUAUUGUUAGCUUUUAGCAGCGAGAUAACGUCGUAAACGUGUUUGUUGUGCUCUGGAAAAGUAAAUAACUCGGUUUAGUGUCGUUUUUUCUCAAAGACUCGAACAACAGUGCGGGAUAAAGUCGCUUAGUUUCGCCGUGGAAGCGCAUUUAAUAAAUAAAUGGGAGUGGAUCGUGACGAUGGCUGCGGUGAAAAGAGCUUCACUUUCCCUCGUGCGUCGUCAUGGACUGUGAUCGUCAGCUGCUGAUGAAGUCGUACGUGAAGAUGAUGACGGACAUGAUCGUGUUGUGCGUCACGCUGGCGCUGUCGCUCUUCUUCUGGGUCGUGUCUCUCGUCAUCAGCAGCUACUACGGUUCACUGCAGCCUGUGUCGCCAUGGCGAUGGUUGUUCUCCAUCCUGAUUCCCCUGGUGUUGACGGCGAGAGCGUUGAAGAGACGCAGCCUGGACUGUACAGGAGCACUGGCAGCUCUGUUGGUGGGUUUCGUGCUGACGAUGGCGAACCUCAGCUUCUUCUCGUCUCUGAUGGCGUUUUUCGUCACAUCCUCCAAACUCACGCGUUGGGGCGGAGCCAAGAAGAGGAAGAUGGACGCCGAGUACAAAGAAGGGGGUCAGAGGAACUGGGUCCAGGUCUUCUGUAACGGUGGAGUUCCUACAGAACUGGCUCUGCUCUACAUGAUCGAGGUCGGUCCCGGCGAGAUCCCCGUGGACUUCGGGAAACAGUACUCGGCCUCGUGGAUGUGUCUGUCACUAGUGGGCGCUCUCGCCUGCAGCGCCGGCGACACCUGGGCGUCGGAGGUGGGGCCUGUGCUCAGCCAAUCACAGCCCAGACUCAUCACCACCUGGAAGGAAGUCCCGGCAGGAACUAAUGGCGGGGUCACGCCUGUCGGUUUGAUCGCCAGUCUCCUGGGAGGGCUCACGGUGGGUGUGGCUUUCUUUGUGACACAGCUGGUGAUGGUGAGUGACCUGCACAUGGCCAACCCUCAGUGGCCAAUCAUGGUGUAUGGGGGCGUGGCCGGCCUGCUGGGCUCAAUGCUGGACUCUUUUCUGGGCGCUCACAUGCAGUAUUCAGGCUUUGACGUGAGCAUCGGGAAAGUGGUGAGUCACGAGUCUGCGACCACGCGGCGGAUCUGUGGGAAAGCCAUCCUGGACAACAACGCCGUCAACCUGUUCUCCUCCGUCUUCGUGGCCCUCCUCCUGCCCGGGCUGGCGUGGGGACUGUGGCCUCAGUCAGAGUAACGAGGUGGCGAAGACUUCGUGUGGAUGGCUGCUCGUAAUGUGGGAGGAGUCAGUGUGUCUCCCAGCUGUCCCGGGGGAAGGACAGGAAACAGACAACAGGAGCACGCUGAGGUAUCACCGUUUUUAUUUCAGAGUGUCUGAGAGAGGAAAGGCACUAAACCAAAGUGAGAGAGCGACAUGGACUUAGAGAGAGAGAGUGGUUUACACACACACAAGCGUUUAAAGGACAAUUCCCCUCAGUUUGUAAAAAGAACCACAAAACAGCCGAAAUGAUAGAGGAAGUGUAUUUGUUUCCUCACCGAGAG